UGCACGUUUCCAAGUUGUUACUAUAUAAACAAUAAGAUAAAGUGUUCGACCAAUUCUGAACGAAAUACCGACCAAUCGGAAUCGAGAAUUCAACGGCACUGUGGAGUAAAAUCUUGAUAGUGCGCCAUGAUGUUAUCGUCGAUGAUUAAAGUUGUUUAAAGUUGUUCUAGUGUGUAAAUAUUGCACAAAUCGUUGCAUAUAUACUAAAGCAGUGACUGGUGUGUGAACAGGAUGUGUAGAUAGAUGUUCAGCUGUGUGUGUUUAUAAGUGCUGGACACUGCUUUACGAGGCCUCAUAUGUCUUUGCAGGAGGGUGCUAGUCCCAGCUGAUAGCCACUCUAAAGGAUUACACACACACACACACACACGGAUCUGUCCCAAGCAGUUAAAACUCUUCUCGCUCAAGGCCACUUAGAAGAAGAGGGAAAUAAUACAGACAUAUUAUUGAUGUACACACGUUCAAGGACGAUUAUUCCUACCAAGUGUAUUAAAUAUUACACAAACCAAACUAUUAUAUUAAUGAAUUAUAUAUGAAUUCAUUCCGUUGGUGUAUUUUAGUGCGGUCAUUUGUCUGUCGGUUUUUGUACUAAUCAUUUAUUUAAAGCAUAAGGAGAGGACAUAAAGACUAACAGAGAGAGAGAGAAAGAGAUUUAAAGAGAGAGAGAGAAAGAGAGAGAGUUAGGGAGGGAGAUAGAAAUUGAUCCAAAAUCAAUGUAACACAACACGACACACAUUUGAUCGGAAAUGAGACGUGACCCAUUUCACACACCCUCCUCGAAUCUCCCGAGGACGACAAGGAUGGACGGAUGGGCGCUACUUCUUCUCGUGUGCUUACUCCUCGUCUGUGGAGGAGCUUCAGGCUCGGAGUACGAACUCGGUGCUCACCCGCGCUUCAUCUGCACCCCCAUUCCCCCCGAUGCCCCCUGUGUCCCCUCUGAUAGCACCAGCCACCAUAGCGGCCAUCACAGUGGCCAUUAUGGCGAGCAUCACAGCAGGCACCACGGCGGCCAUUACAGCGGCCAUCACGGUGACUCCUGGUGGGGUGUGUCGGAUGAGGCCAUGCCCACCAUCUUGCACCUGCGUGAGAGCUUAGUGCAGCAGAAGGAGACCAUUCUGGACCAGAGGGAGACGAUCCGCGAGCUCACCUCCGAGCUGGCGCUCUGCCAGGGCUUCGGGCACGGCCUGGGUGGGCACGGACAUGGUCAUCACCAGCGUCACCACGGCAACGAAGAGCACACGGGUGACGAGACCAUGAGCCUGUCACACUCAAGCUCUCCGGAGCAGAUGAGCCACAUGCUGGCGACGUUAAAGGAGAGACUGGAGAACCUGCAGACGCAGAACACGUCCACAGCGUACUCCGCCUCUCUGAAGGAGCUGCUGCGGAGGAAGAUCUCCGCCCUGGAGCAGCAGCUGCUGCAUCAUGCCGCAUCUAUCACCGACAGGAACCAUCCCCACGGUGAUGAUGAGGAUGACGACGAACACCACGACGGCCAUCACGACGGCCAUCACGACGACGAACACCGUGAUGGACAGCGCGACGGUAAUAACAAUCACCAUGACGACGGCGGCCACCCGAGGACAUCGCUCCGCUCGCAGGAUCGCAGGACAACGCAUGACGAGCUGGACAAAGUGCUGAAGCAGCUCACACACGGUGCACGCUCCAACACAGGUACGAGGAAGAGAAGCAAAUCUUCCAGAAGUUUCCAGAUUGGCUUCCCCAUGCGCACAAACUACAUGUAUGGGAGAGUGAAGAAAACUGUGACGCGCGAGAUCUACGCCAUGACGCUGUGCAUGUGGCUGAAGGGCGGAGCCUCAGGCAUCGGCACGCCCUUUUCCUACUCCGCCCCCGGGCAAGCGAACGAACUGGUACUGAUCGAGUGGGGGGACAAGCCGAUGGAGCUGCUCAUCAAAGACACGGCAGUGAUAUUACCCCUCUCGCUGCAUGAUGGGAAAUGGCACCACGUGUGUGUGACCUGGCUGGCACGGGAUGGAGUAUGGGAGGUUUUUCAGGACGGAGCAAAGAGAGGAUCUGGGGAUAAUCUUAACGCCUGGCAACCCAUCAAACCUGGAGGAGUGUUCAUUUUGGGACAGGAGCAGGACUCACUCGGCGGACGUUUCGAUGCCACCCAGGCGUUUGUUGGUGAAAUCUCAGACCUGCAGCUCUGGUCUCACACACUCACGCACCACGACAUCUACAGCCUCGCGUCCUGCCGAGGUCACAUGACCGGUGAUGUCAUAAGCUGGGCGGAAUCAUUGGUGGAGCUGCACGGUGGGGUCACCAAGUACCCAUUUGAUCCCUGUCACUAAGGUUACUUCCCUAAAUAUGCUGUAUACACCGGAUGGGUGGAAGUUAUACCUAUUUUUGUUAUCGAUAUACUUAUGUAAAUACUGUAGACUAGAGCUGUGUCUCAAAUCACACGCCUGACUCUCUAGUACCUUGAUGUGUGUAACGGUUUAAAUCUGAGAAAAGUCAUCACAAAAUGGCCGCCCUAAACAGUUUUUUGGGUUUUUUUUUUAACCCUCCUUAUUUGCAUCUUAAAUACAUUCUUACCUCUAGGGGAGAAACACGGUUUGAGACACGGCUUGAGCAAUUCUCUACGAAAACAUAACCUUUACGCGAGCUUUGCUUUCGCCAAAUGUGAAGUGAAAGAUACAGCAAUACCAAAGAAGCUAGUGAACGCUUUAGCAUUAGUAACUAGCUUAAUGUUGGUUGAAAAUAUAGUUUUUUAAACCGUUACAGCAGGAAAUUCCGUGUUUCAAAAAAUUAUUUUACUCCCAUUUCACUCGUAUUUUACACAGUGACCAUCUAGAGCACUGUGUAGCGCAAUCAUACAGGUAGCAGACGUCAUAAUGGAUGUUAGCAGGUGUCAUUUAUACCCAAGUGAAAGCGGAAUAUUUCCAAUUGAAUUAGUUCUCGUUCAGACACUAUACAGUCGAUAUAAAAAGUCUACGCACCCCUGUUAAAAUGGCAGGUUUUUGUGCUAUAUAAGAAUAAUUAAAAAAAAAAAAAACAACGAAAGCAAGAUCAAUCUUGUCGGAACUUUCCCCCCUCACACUCGAUGUGAAAUUACAACGUGAAAAUCAUGUGGCAAAAUGUGUUAUGGCAAAAUUCAAAAUGGUAUGUUUGGUACAAAAACAAUGCACUUCAUCAAAACUACACCAAACCCAUGUUGAAGCAUGCUGGCGGUGGCGUCAUAAAGGCUGACAUGAUUUAUCUUGGUUUUUAUGCACAAAAACCUGCCAUUUUAACAGGGGUGUGUUUUCAUAUCCACUGUACAGGGUGCACUACAUAGAGAGAGAUCACUCAAUGUCAUACUCAAUGUAGAGCACUUAUUUGUAGAUUUAUACAGCAAUGUGGUGAACCUGUAUCUUUUUCUAAAUGUAAUUACUACUCGCAUGAUUUUAAUAAAAAAAAUGUAAUAAAAGUGACAUGUCCUCUCUUGUGAUUCACAAGUGUGUAUGAUUAUACUGUAUGUGCGAACAAAUAAACGUCAAGUUUUGA
Messenger RNA from Ictalurus punctatus (channel catfish), 3501 nucleotides. RefSeq names its product neuronal pentraxin-2. The coding region runs from base 744 to 2306 and encodes 520 amino acids. The record is from RefSeq and is a predicted model, not a curated record. Lineage: Eukaryota; Metazoa; Chordata; Actinopteri; Siluriformes; Ictaluridae. The transcript is spliced from 5 exons.